Messenger RNA from Rhizophagus irregularis DAOM 181602=DAOM 197198, 1296 nucleotides. Lineage: Eukaryota; Fungi; Glomeromycota; Glomeromycetes; Glomerales; Glomeraceae. The record is from RefSeq and is a predicted model, not a curated record.
GUUGAUGAUGAGCGAGCAGUCGAUGAAUUCGAAGAAUUUAAUACCGAAAAAUCAGGGGGAGUAGAUAGUUCAAAUUAUUCCGAGAAGGCAAAAACGUUUAACGUCUCAUUUGACGAGUAUGUUGACUCAGCCAUAAACAUACAAGAUGAAAGUGAGAUAGCUGAGUCAAGUGUUGAGGAUGAGGAAAAUAAAAUUUGAUCUUAAUGAUAUUUCGAUAGAAUUGCAACACGAGCCAGCAGUUAAAUGGGAAGUCGGUGAUAUUAAUGUAACAGAUAGAUUUCGGAAUUAUCAAAAAGAUGUACUCAGGAAGGCGGAACGAGAAGGUCUAGAUUACGAAAACAUUUACGAAUCUUUAGCAUUAUCAUCAAUCAUGGUUCUCCGUUGGCCAUGUCCAUAUCCUGAGAUAUUUACGAAUCGAGAAUGGGCAGAAAUUACAAAAUUGAAUCCGUAUACCGUUAAAAACUCUCCGCUUCCACAAGAGAUUUCAACAUCCCUACAUGAAGCAACUUGCAACCAUUUCAUUGGCGAAGAUGUCUUUAUGAAUGGUGGAAAAACGAAGCUAAGUAGAGAUGUAGCAUGCUCAUUCAAUGAUUUAUAUAAUGGCUUACCAAUGGUUUCAUCAAACAUAAUGGAAAAAAUAACGGAAGAAGAGCACUGUUACAUGUUUCUUUAUCCAGUUACUAAACCUUUCUUUCUUAAUCCGCUAAGGGAGUACAAACUUGUCUUGAAUCGCGCUACACCAGGGUCAAGAAAAAGGCCCGACCUUUCUUGUGUAGUUGAUGAUAUCACAAUUCUCAACUCAGAAAUAAAACCGCUAAAAUGUACACCACUCCAACAAAAAAAGGACAUCGUGAAAGCACAGUUGCGAGCCCGCAAAUCGAUUAAUAUGCAACUACAAGGAAAAGGCGGUCUGGCCGAAGCCGGUAUAUUUUUGAAUAUGGGUGAAUGGAUGGAAUCGUUUUUCAUGGACUUACAGUAUGACGGAUUAUACCGUUCCUGGCCAUUUCUUACAACAAAGCUGGCGGUUGAAAAGGCUUCAAUCCCAUUAAUAGAGAACGCAUUGCAAAUCUUGCAGAGAACUACAAAUAUCGAGAUAAUCAAAAAAUUCGAAAUGGUCAAAUCACACCACCUACAUCUUUCAUGCGUAGAUUCCCAGAUACUCCACAAGUAAAAUUGUUACUUAAGUGAUAAGGGUUUUAGUCAUAGUGAAAUUAAAGCAUUUUCUCCUGAUAAUUGUUAUAUCUCUGUAUACUUAAUACGUUAAGAGGCUUGGACAAGUGAUGAAUGCGAAAGUUU